Messenger RNA from Tauraco erythrolophus (red-crested turaco), 1101 nucleotides. RefSeq names its product protocadherin gamma-B6. Gene Ontology annotation, biological process: homophilic cell-cell adhesion. Gene Ontology annotation, molecular function: calcium ion binding. The record is from RefSeq and is a predicted model, not a curated record. Lineage: Eukaryota; Metazoa; Chordata; Aves; Musophagiformes; Musophagidae. Gene Ontology annotation, cellular component: plasma membrane.
CGCAAGCUGCGGAUAGUCUCCGGUGACGAAAAGCAAUAUUUCACUCUCGGGGAAGGUAAUCUGCGAGUGAACGAGAGGCUGGACCGAGAGAGCAUCUGCGAGGCCGUGUCGCCCUGUGUCCUCAGUUUGGAAGCAGUUGUGGAAAAUCCUUUCAAUAUAUUUCACGUCAGCGUUACUAUCCAGGAUAUCAAUGACAACGCGCCGCGGUUUGACAGAGAAUUUGUUGCCAUUGAAAUAAUCGAGUCCGCUCCUCCUGGGACCAGGUUCCCACUGGGCAGUGGCAGGGACCCCGACAUUGGGCUGAACUCAUUACAAAACUACCAACUUACACCCAACCCGUUUUUCUCCCUUGUAGUGAGGGAGAGUCCUGACGGGACGAAGCAGCCAGAAUUAGUGCUGGAGAAAAGCUUAGAUCGAGAAAAGCAGAGAAAUCACCAUCUGAUACUGACGGCGGUGGAUGGCGGGGAUCCAAUCCGAUCCGGGACAGCCCAGAUUAAGAUUAACGUGACCGACGCAAACGACAACCCACCGAUAUUCACCAAAGAGAUCUACAAGGUUCGACUGCUGGAAAACCUGCCGGAGGGCUCCUUAGCUUUUCAGGUGAAAGCUACUGACGGCGACGAAGGUACAAAUGCAGAAAUCACCUAUUCUUUCAGUGACAUCGCAAACAGUGCUCGCCGGCUCUUCGCUCUGGACUCCAGGACAGGAGACGUGAAAAUAACCGGCCCCUUAGAUUAUGAAGAAGGGAAAUACUACGAAGCUAGUGUUGAAGGCAAGGACGGAGGUGGACUGAGUGCGCACGCCAAAGUGCACAUAGACAUUCUAGACGUGAACGACAAUGCGCCAACCCUUUCCCUCCUGCCUAUCUUGAACCCGAUACCCGAAGACUCGGUCCCAAAUACAGUCGUAGCUGUGAUUAAUGUCCGUGACAGAGACGCGGGAGAUAACGGAGAAAUGAGCUGCAAUAUCGACGGCGAUUUGCCUUUCAGACUAGAACCGUCGUCAAAGAACACCUAUAAACUAAUGAUAGCCAGUCCCCUCGACAGAGAAAAAGUCUCAGCUUACAACAUCACCAUCACAGCCAGGGACCGUGGCAGCCCG